This is a messenger RNA of Spodoptera litura, 2649 nucleotides long. RefSeq names its product alpha2-adrenergic-like octopamine receptor (gene Octalpha2R). Gene Ontology annotation, biological process: G protein-coupled receptor signaling pathway. Gene Ontology annotation, cellular component: plasma membrane. Lineage: Eukaryota; Metazoa; Arthropoda; Insecta; Lepidoptera; Noctuidae. Gene Ontology annotation, molecular function: G protein-coupled receptor activity. The record is from RefSeq and is a predicted model, not a curated record.
CGUUAGAUGCGGUCGUCGGUCGCAGCGCCGCCUCCCGUGCAUCGUGUCUAAUAGAAAAUAAAUAAAAAAAUAGUGUAAAGUUCUGUGUGAAGUGUUCAGUGAGAGUGAUACAGUGUUGCAUUAUUUCUUCAAUAUAUACAGCAGGAGACGCCGUCACUCGUAAUCAAGAUAAUCAUCAGGCGACAUUAGAUUACAAUGCACCAGCGCUAAUGACUGACCAUUACACAGUCACGCGACAUCUCCAGCCAUGAACACCAUGUAAUCAUUGCGCCAUGGACCACAACACCAAGAAAAUGUUUACGAAAACACAUCGACUGUGGGACAGGAGGAGGCACAAAGUCGGACGAUGACACCGCCGGCCACAACAAUAAAAUAAAACAACAUUUUUCGUUAACAACAAGCUCUUAGUGUAAAAUCGCUUUUUUGUGUGUACGCGACUUACCGUAAUCUUCAUUUGCUAGUUCGUUUCGUUUCUCAAUCAGUGUUCUCUCAAUAGUUUCAAGCAAUAUUAGGUAAGGCCUUCGAGUUAGUGUAAAUAUUGUGUUCGUGAUCGCUUCAACUCAACGUUCGGGUAAAACGGGUAUUUAGUAAUUGUAUAAAGAGAAAAUAAUAGUCAAACACUUCCGUUCCUAUAGGCAAUACAUUUUUUUAAAAGUAAAUCGAUUAUACAGUUCUUUCAACGGGGCCAAACUUUCAAUCUGUCUUACAAUAAUAUUAGUUAGAUGAAUUUUACAAAUCCUGAGUCGAGAGCCACGAUGGUGCCGAACACGACGUUGUUGACGAGGACUACAAUGUCUAGUGGUUACAAUGGGACAUUCGGUCCGAAUAGUACAUUCUUGAUACCGACGUAUAUGAGCCAGGAGGAGUUUUUCGCGUUGCAAAUGACCAAUGGGUCUGACGCGAACACGACGUUGUCGAAUGACACUACGGUAAAUUUAGUUCUAAAGACGUGGUACCCGAGUGGGUACUCGCCGGCGCAUAUAAUAAUAGCUUCAGUGGUUGUGACGGUGUUAAUGAUAAUGGUGGUAGUGGGCAAUAUGCUGGUGAUCAUUGCGAUAGUGACGGAGAAAGCGUUGAAGAAUAUUCAGAACUGGUUCAUAGCCUCAUUGGCCGUGUCGGACUUCUUCCUCGGCCUGGUGAUAAUGCCGUUUUCAUUAGCGAACGAGCUGAUGGGCUAUUGGAUUUUUGGGUUCUGGUGGUGUGAGAUACAUUCGGCGAUGGAUGUGUUGUUGUGUACGGCGUCCAUCAUGAACCUGUGCCUGAUCUCACUCGACCGGUACUGGAGUAUAACGCAGGCCGUAGACUAUUUGAAGAAACGGACACCAGCUCGCGCCGCGCUGAUGAUAGCGGCGGUGUGGCUGAUGUCUGCGCUCGUGUGUAUACCGCCCUUACUGGGGUGGAGGGUCAGCAGGCCGCCGGAGCAGUUCCCACAAUGCAAGGUGUCAGAUGAUAUUGGCUACGUGGUCUACUCGGCGCUGGGCAGUUUCUACAUACCGUCCUGCAUCAUGGUCUUCGUGUACAUCCGAAUAUAUUUCGCAGCGAAGGCGCGCGCGAGGAGAGGGAUCAGGAAGAACCCGAGACCACGACCUAACGAGCAGCAGACGAGUUUCAGUAAUCCCCCCAAGGGCACGCGACCCAUGCCCUCCACACAUCCUAUGCCCCCGGGCCAUCUUAGCAAUAAUAACGGCGAAAGCCAAAUAUCAACAAUAGAAACACCACAAGUACAGAUACCAACAGUAACGUGUGAACUGGCGUCAGACAUAUCCACGAGCGAGGCUGGGGACACCAUACCUCCACCACCCGACGAACGGAAAGAUACGCUCAAGGUUGUCACAUCAGCACAAGUACAAAAAAAUCCACUGGCCUCCUGUCCACUGAGGAGUUCAACACUCUCAGUGAACGGCGAGCUUCAGCUGCAGCAGACAAGGGGCAGAGCACCCAGCGUCGCGAUAGAUGCUGACAUGGUCUCCGAGAUGGAACCGUCAUCAUCAGACUCAGGAGUAGUCAGCCGCUGUGGUGGUGUCAAACCUCUAAAGUUACGAAUCUUCAAAAAAACAGACAGAAGACAAGAGAAAUCUCAACCAAGUAAAUCAGAAUUAGAACCAGCAUUACCAAAGCCACACAAACCUAGAGAUCCAGAGAGAGAAAAGAAGAGAUUAGCGAGAAAAAAAGAGAAGAGAGCUACUUUAAUUUUAGGUUUAAUAAUGGGCAGCUUCAUAGCUUGCUGGCUGCCUUUCUUCUUCUUGUAUAUACUUAAAGCAGCUUGCAGAAACUGUGUGAUACCUUCGAGCGCGUUCGCGAUAGCCUUCUGGCUGGGGUAUAUGAACUCUGUGCUAAAUCCUGUGAUCUACACCAUCUUCAACAAGGAUUUUAGAAGAGCGUUUAGAAGAAUACUGUUUAAGUGAUGUUUAGCCUACGUGUGCUGUUACCGCUGCGUAGCCAACAGGAUCAUGAUGGCUCAGCAGAGGGCAGCACCGAAUCUUUACAAUGUACGUUGAAAUGGACUCUCAAUAGUUAUAAUGGAGGAAACGGUUCAGUGAUACAAGGCGAAUAUAAUUAUACACUCUGACUGAUAUUAUUUCAAUCACAAUCUUUAAUUAGACAUAUAAUUUUAUUAAGCAAUUAUUUAACCAACUAAUUAUAAAUAAU